CUGCCUUCCAUUUAUGACUACAGCUGUUACAGAGAGAGGGGAAAAACCAUAUAGAGCUGGCAUUUCAGGCCCAGUUUCUAUUGCUGACUGACAACGCUCUUCUAUGAUAGACAUCAAGACAGCCACUGGUGAAAAAGAGUGAAGUCAGUCUCAGGCUCAGAGUGAAUCAUGCCUGCGGUGUGGACAGUGCUGCUGCUUUGUGCGUGGGUUUGUGUGUGUGUUCCUGCAAAGAGUCAUGGAGCACUUGUCAUUUCGAGAGACCAUGAGCAACAGGACAGUAUUGACAGUGGCCCCAGACUCUUAAAGAAACGAAGUGCAAAUGAUGACAAGAUUGAAGUAGUCAGCAUGAAGGUCAACUGUAAAGUGGCAUCACGUUUUGCCCAUACAAUUGUGACUACUGUGGCUCUGAACAAGGCUAACAUGUCUAAGGAAGCAUUUUUUGACAUGGAGUUACCCAAGACUGCCUUCAUCACCAACUUCACCAUGGAGAUUGAAGGUCGGGUUUACGUGGGUGAGGUAAAGGAGAAAGAAAAAGCUAAGAAGCAGUAUGAGAAAGCUGUAUCCACAGGGCAGACUGCUGGCCUGGUAAAGGCUUCAGGGAGGAAGAUGGAGAAGUUCUCCGUGUCAGUCAACGUUGCUGCCAACAGUCAUGUCACAUUUGUACUUACUUAUGAGGAGCUGCUCCAGCGACGUCUUGGCAACUACGAGAUGAUGAUCCGUGUUAAACCCAAAGAGUUGGUUCAGCACUUUGAGAUUGUUGCAGAUGUCUAUGAACCACAGGGUAUUACUUUCCUGGAUGUCAAUGCCACAUUUAUCACAAAUGAACUGCUUCCUCUGGUACAGAAAACUGUCACUGAUAAAAAGGCACACGUGUCCUUCUGCCCAACACUGGAGCAGCAGAAAACAUGUCCUGACUGUGCCAACACACUGAUUGAUGGUGAUUUCUUCAUCAAAUAUGAUGUGAACCGUGCAGAGCGUCUUGGUGAUGUUCAGAUAGUAAAUGGGUACUUUGUACACUUUUUUGCCCCAGCUGAUUUGCCAAGAAUUCCCAAAGAUAUUGUGUUCGUGGUAGAUGUCAGUACAUCCAUGAGGGGAACCAAAAUACAGCAGACCCGAGACGCACUAGAGACCAUUCUAAAUGACUUGCAUGAGGAAGACUACUUUACGGUAGUUUUGUUUGACUCCUCCAUAGAGAAAUGGUCAACGGUGCUGCAAAAAGCCACAGCAGAAAAUGUGCAAAAGGCACAGAGCUUUGUCAAACAGAUUUAUUCCAGAGGAGCCACUAAUAUAAAUGAAGCCGUCCUGACUGCUGUGGAGAUUCUAAAUAAUUAUGAGAAAGACGAUUCUGACCUCAAGAAGAGCACAUCCAUAGUGCUCCUGCUUACAGAUGGAGAUCCCACCGUUGGUGAGACAAAUAAACAAAGGAUCCAGGAAAAUGUGCGCAAAGCUAUUAAUGGGACCAUGACUUUGUUCUGCCUUGGGUUUGGCUAUGACCUUGACUAUGGUUUCUUGGAUGUGAUGGCCAGGCAGAAUGAUGGUCUGGCCAGAAGAAUCUACGAGGCUUCAGAUGCUGCUCUUCAGCUACAGGGUUUCUAUGAUGAAGUGGCUAACCCGCUGUUGUUGGAUGUGAACAUGCGUUACCCGGAGAACAUGGUGAAUUCAUUAACUGACAGCCACUUUAAGCAGCUCUUCGGCGGCUCUGAAAUCGUGGUUGCUGGGCGUCUGAAUGAAAUAGAGUUGGACAACUUUCUGGUUGAAGUGUCUGCACAGGGGGUGGACCAGGAGUUUGCUGUCCAGAGCCAGACCAGUGCUUUGGACUGGGAUACCAUCUAUCCUGACGAAGAGUACAUCUUUGGGGACUUCACUGAGCGUCUGUGGGCAUACCUGACAAUACAGCAGCUCUUGAAAAAGAAAGACAUAGGUACACCUGAGGAGAGGGAGAAUGUUACUGCUGAGGCCUUGGACCUCUCCCUACGUUACAGCUUUGUCACCCCACUCACAUCCAUGGUUGUCACUAAACCACAGGGAGAUGAUCCAAAAGACGACACACUCAUUGCAGACAAACUAACUGAGGAACAGAGGAAGCCUUCAAGAGGAUACUCUGCUCCUCCUCCUCAGUGGACCAGCCAUUCCUAUUCUCGACCCACGUAUUUUGUGGAUGGAGAUCCGCACUUCAUCAUUGAGCUGCCAAAACAGAAUGAUGCUCUCUGCUUCAAUGUUGAUGAAGCACCAGGGACCAUCUUCAACCUAGUGAAAGACCCAAAGUCAGGGAUUUUGGUGAAUGGGCAAACCAUUGGAGAUAAGAAGGUGGAUCCAGACAGCAAGGUGAACACCUAUUUUGGACGUUUUGGGAUUAUUCACGAAAAGCUGGGUGUCAAACUGAUGGUGAGCACAAAGGAGAUUAUCAUAUCUGAAAGUGGCAAAGAGAUAAAGCUCGUCUGGUCUGACACUGCCUCCAUCAAAGGACUAAAUAUGGAUGUGCAGCUCACUAAGGACCAGACUCUGACAGUGACCCUUAGGAACUCUGUGAAGUUUGUCAUCAUCCUCCACAAAGUGUGGGAAAAACAUCCGUACCAUCAGGACUUCCUGGGCUUCUACACCCUGGACAGCCACCUCCUCUCCCCCUCUGUUCAUGGCCUGCUUGGACAGUUUUACCAUGGUGUGAAGUUUGAGGUGAGUGAUUUAUACGAAGGGCAGGAUCCAGACAAACCAGAUGCCACCAUGUUUGUGAAAGGACAUGAGCUCAGAGUCACCAGGGGCUGGCAGCGAGACUUCAGACAUGAUAUAAAGAAUGGAGAGAAUGUUCCUUGCUGGUUCAUUCAUCACAAUGGCACAGGGAUCAUCGAUGGAACCCAUUCAGACUACAUUGUAUCUGGGCUCUUUAAGACCAUUUGAGUAAUAGCAUCUACUAUGCUGUUGUCAUGCAUUCUGCCUCUGUUCAAAUUAAAAUACUUGACCUUUAAAAAUGAAAUUGCAAUAUUUUUUAAAUUUUCAUAUGAUAAAAUCAACUGAAUUUUGGCUACCUACGGUCUAAUCAAAUUCACAGAACUAAACUUUUUGUAACAAUAAGCGUCAAAUAAAUGUUCAAGCCAUUUAUCCUUA
This is a messenger RNA of Chanos chanos (milkfish), 3102 nucleotides long. RefSeq names its product inter-alpha-trypsin inhibitor heavy chain H3. Bases 169 to 2895 code for a protein of 908 amino acids. The record is from RefSeq and is a predicted model, not a curated record. Lineage: Eukaryota; Metazoa; Chordata; Actinopteri; Gonorynchiformes; Chanidae. Gene Ontology annotation, biological process: hyaluronan metabolic process. Gene Ontology annotation, molecular function: serine-type endopeptidase inhibitor activity. The transcript is spliced from 23 exons.